UCUCCAUUCAGAGCUGCACGCACUCAAACUCGCGGGCCCUGGAUCAGUCUGCAGGAGUCUCCAGCUUCAUCGAACACUAUUCUGGACUAAAUGCUUCAUCACUAAGAGAAAACACUAAACCCAAGCGCUUUCUCUUCUGCUCCUGAAACGCCGCAGGUCUGCAGUUUAGACAUGAUCCUGUCGGCGGAUUCUAGGACUUUACUGCUAUUUGUGGCAACACUAGUCGCAUUUUUGGCCGUUGUCAAGUGCCAAGAGGAGGAUGACCCAGAUCCAGGCAGCUGCACGCAGGACGGACAGUUCUAUAGGGACAAGGACGUGUGGAAACCAGAGCCGUGCCGCAUCUGUGUUUGUGACACCGGCGCGGUCCUGUGCGACGAGAUCAUCUGCGAGGAGCUGAAAGACUGUCCCAAACCCGAGAUCCCGUUUGGGGAGUGCUGUCCAGUCUGUGCCGCUGACCAGCCGCCCUCCACUGGCUUGCCAGGUGCUAAGGGACAGAAGGGGGAACCAGGAGACAUAACAGAUGUGGUGGGACCGAGGGGACCAGCCGGUCCUAUGGGACCCCCAGGAGAACAAGGGCCACGAGGAGACAGAGGAGAGAAGGGGGAGAAGGGAAGUCCAGGGCCCCGUGGCAGAGAUGGUGAGCCGGGGACCCCUGGAAACCCGGGCCCUCCUGGACCGCCUGGACCAAACGGACCUCCAGGCCUCGGUGGGAACUUUGCUUCUCAGAUGGCUGGUGGGUUUGAUGACAAAGCUGGAGGAGCACAGAUGGGAGUGAUGCAAGGACCGAUGGGUCCGAUGGGUCCUCGAGGACCACCAGGCCCCAAUGGAGCUCCUGGCCCACAAGGAUUUCAAGGCAACCCUGGAGAAGCCGGAGAGCCCGGAUCAUCCGGCCCAAUGGGUCCUCGUGGUCCCCCGGGUCCCUCAGGAAAACCAGGAGAGGAUGGGGAAGCAGGCAAACCUGGGAAAGCUGGGGAACGUGGACCUCCUGGGCCUCAGGGAGCUCGUGGAUUCCCAGGAACACCAGGUCUACCUGGAAUCAAGGGACACAGAGGUUAUUCAGGUCUUGAUGGUGCUAAAGGAGAGUCUGGAGCCACUGGGGCUAAAGGUGAGGCCGGGUCUCCUGGAGAAAGUGGCGCUCCUGGACCAAUGGGCCCACGUGGUUUACCUGGUGAACGGGGGCGUCCUGGACCAUCCGGAGCUGCUGGUGCUCGUGGGAAUGAUGGCUCGCCCGGCGCUGCUGGUCCUCCGGGUCCAGUCGGUACGUCUGGCUCUCCCGGUUUCCCAGGAUCCCCCGGUACUAAGGGUGAAGCAGGACCUACCGGAGCCAGAGGACCCGAGGGAGCACAAGGACCCCGCGGAGAGUCUGGCGUCCCCGGAUCUGCAGGACCUUCUGGAGUCCCUGGUAACCCCGGGACUGAUGGCCUCCCCGGAGCCAAAGGAUCAGUGGGUGCUCCUGGUAUCGCUGGUGCUGCUGGUUUCCCAGGCCCUCGGGGGCCUCCUGGCCCUCAGGGAGCGACUGGACCUCUGGGGCCCAAGGGACAGUCUGGUGAUCCGGGUCUCGCAGGGUUCAAGGGUGAAGCUGGUCCUAAAGGAGAAAUUGGCAACGCUGGGCCUCAAGGUGCCCCUGGCCCUGCUGGAGAGGAAGGUAAGCGAGGACCCAGAGGAGAGCCGGGUGCUCUUGGACCCGUCGGGCCGCCCGGAGAGAGAGGAGCUCCUGGUAAUCGAGGUUUUCCUGGACAAGAUGGUCUGGCUGGUCCAAAGGGUGCUCCGGGCGAGCGGGGAGCUGCGGGAGUGUCGGGGCCCAAGGGAGCCGGCGGAGAUCCGGGCCGGCCUGGAGAACCGGGUCUGCCUGGUGCACGGGGUCUGACGGGACGCCCGGGCGAUGCUGGUCCACAGGGCAAAGCUGGUCCGUCUGGUGCUGCUGGUGAAGACGGUCGGCCAGGACCCCCGGGCCCUCAGGGUGCUCGUGGUCAGCCGGGAGUCAUGGGCUUCCCUGGACCCAAGGGUGGCAAUGGUGAGGCUGGGAAGUCCGGAGACAAGGGACUCGCUGGAGCUCCUGGUUUGCGUGGUCUGCCGGGGAAAGACGGAGAGACGGGCGCUGCCGGACCCCCUGGACCUGCUGGUCCUGCAGGAGAGAGAGGAGAGCAGGGUCAGCCCGGACCCUCUGGCUUCCAGGGUCUGCCCGGACCCCCUGGCCCCCCUGGUGAAGGAGGUAAACCUGGUGAUCAGGGUGUUCCAGGAGAAGCUGGGGCCGCAGGGGCCACCGGACCACGCGGUGAGCGGGGUUUCCCAGGAGAGAGAGGAGGUGUGGGGCCCCAGGGCCUCCAGGGGCCUCGAGGUCUUCCAGGAACUCCAGGAACUGAUGGGCACAAGGGUGCCGUCGGCCCGGCGGGGACUCCUGGUGCUCAGGGGCCUCCGGGACUGCAGGGGAUGCCUGGAGAGAGAGGGACAUCUGGCAUUCCUGGACCAAAGGGUGACCGAGGUGACAACGGUGAUAAAGGACCUGAAGGAGCUCCUGGGAAGGACGGCGCAAGAGGUUUAACGGGUCCGAUCGGUCCCCCUGGUCCUGCGGGACCCAACGGUGAAAAGGGAGAAUCUGGACCUGCAGGACCGUCUGGAGCUGCUGGUACUCGCGGUGUUCCUGGUGACAGAGGAGAGACUGGUCCUCCUGGUCCUGCUGGUUUCGCUGGUCCUCCUGGUGCAGAUGGACAGCCUGGUCUGAAGGGAGAGCAGGGUGAAGGUGGACAGAAGGGUGAUGCUGGUGCACCGGGCCCUCAGGGGUCUUCUGGAGCUCCAGGUCCUCAGGGACCAACUGGUGUGUCUGGACCAAAAGGGGCUCGCGGUGCUCAAGGACCUCCUGGUGCCACAGGUUUCCCUGGAGCCGCUGGUAGAGUUGGACCUCCUGGUCCCAAUGGUAACCCGGGUCCGGCUGGUGCUGCUGGUCCUCCUGGUAAAGACGGUCCUAAGGGCGUGCGUGGUGACGGUGGUCCUCCUGGAAGACCCGGGGACGCUGGCUUGCGUGGGCCGGCUGGGACUCCUGGAGAGAAGGGAGAUCCUGGAGAAGAUGGGCCUCACGGUCCGGAUGGCCCUGCAGGUCCUCAGGGUCUGGCUGGUCAGCGUGGGAUUGUUGGACUUCCAGGACAGCGUGGUGAAAGAGGUUUCCCCGGCCUGCCUGGACCCUCUGGUGAGCCUGGUAAACAAGGAGCUGCUGGAGGACCUGGAGACCGUGGACCCCCUGGACCUGUGGGAGCGCCGGGUCUGACCGGACCUGCUGGGGAGCCUGGGAGAGAGGGCAAUCCCGGAUCUGAUGGUCCUCCGGGCCGAGACGGUUCUGCAGGAAUAAAGGGUGACCGAGGAGACACUGGACCCACGGGUGCUCCUGGUGCUCCAGGUGGCACUGGCGCUCCCGGUCCAGUCGGACCCACCGGCAAACAGGGAGACCGAGGAGAGGCCGGACCCCAAGGACCUGCUGGCUCUCUGGGGCCUGCUGGAGCUCGAGGAAUGCCUGGCCCACAAGGCCCGCGCGGAGAUAAGGGAGAGGCUGGGGAUUCGGGUGAGAGAGGACAGAAGGGACAUCGAGGAUUCACCGGUCUUCAGGGUCUGCCUGGGCCUCCUGGCCAACCUGGAGACCAAGGAGCUUCUGGACCUGCUGGACCCGGUGGAGCAAGAGGACCCCCAGGCCCCGUUGGUCCAGCUGGAAAAGAUGGAUCCAAUGGUUUGCCUGGACCCAUCGGACCCCCUGGACCUCGCGGUCGUUCUGGAGAGACUGGGCCAGCCGGCCCCCCAGGAAACCCUGGUCCCCCCGGUCUCCCUGGCCCCCCGGGGCCCGGCAUCGAUCUGUCAGCUUUCGCUGGUCUGUCUCAUCCUGAGAAGGGUCCGGACCCCCUGCGGUACAUGAGGGCAGACCAGGCCGCCGAAGGUAACGUCCAGAAUGAUGCAGAGGUGGACGCCAGUCUGAAGUCCCUCAACAAUCAGAUGGAGAACAUCCGCAGUCCUGACGGCUCCAAGAAGAGCCCGGCCCGCACCUGCAGGGACCUGAAGCUCUGCCACCCCGACUGGAAGAGCGGUGAAUACUGGAUUGAUCCUAACCAGGGCUGCACCGUUGAUGCUAUGAAGGUCUUUUGCAACAUGGAGACCGGCGAGACCUGCGUUUAUCCAAAACCUGCCAGUAUCCCACGCAAGAGCUGGUGGACUUCCAAGGGCUCGGAGCGCAAACACGUUUGGUUCGGAGAAGCCAUGAAUGGUGGAUUCCAUUUUGGCUAUGGAGACGACAACCUGGCACCCAACACAGCAAGCAUUCAGAUGACUUUCCUCAGACUGCUGUCCACAGAGGCCUCGCAGAACCUGACCUAUCACUGCAAGAACAGCGUGGCCUACAUGGAUGAGUCCACCGGAAACCUGAAGAAAGCUCUGCUGCUGCAGGGGUCCAAUGAUGUGCAGAUCCGAGCCGAGGGCAACAGCCGCUUCACAUACACUGUUCUGGAGGACGGCUGCAAGAAACACACAGGACAAUGGAGCAAGACGGUCAUCGAGUACAAAUCCCAGAAGACUUCACGCCUGCCCAUUGUGGACAUUGCACCGAUGGAUAUUGGAGGAGCUCAUCAGGAGUUCGGAGUGGACCUGGGUGCCGUCUGUUUCUUGUAAAGACGGAGGAACAGAUGAAACCGGGAUAUGAGAGCGAUAACACACACUCGAGAACGAGGAACAGAGAAAGAAAGAAACUAAAGAACUUGACAUUUUUAAGUGGGUCAUCUUUAUGACUAGAAAAGUGCUUCCGAAAGUAUUUUAGGAUAUGCACUGAUAGGCACAAGCGGUACUCAUCUGUGACUGACCUGCCAUUCCCUGACCCUCGGCACUCUGGGAACAUCUCACAAUCCAACACAACACUACAUGAGGGAGACGCCAGAGAAAAAGACAGGAGCAGAAGUGUGUCUUGGUUUUAUUUAUUUAUUGUUAAGGUGAUAUUUCCCCUGUGCAUUUGAAUCAAGAGCUGUACACCGCUGAGUCCCACACUAAGUAUUUUAGCAUUUUCUUCUAUAAUUAUGGGACUCACACGUUCUACAACAGCCUGAACUUUGACAAUCACAUGCAAGUGUUCGUCUUUCUUAUCACCACAGUGUAUGUAAAUUACUGUGCAUUAAAACAUAAUCAAUGGUGCUAAUCUUGUGAAACAUCCUGCAUUUUUUCCAACGACCAGAUAUAUAAUAGACAUCUAAUUGUUUCUUCGUCUAUAUGUGCUCGUGCAUUAAAGCUAGUUUUUUUCCUCGUUCCCCACAGGCCUGUUAUGUCACGCUUUUCAAUGUACUUUUAACAGAGACCUUCCACAUAUGUGGUCUGUUGCCCACUUUUGAGUUUCUUCUUUUAAGCUACCUCACGCUUUAAAAAAACAUACAGAAAAAGACAAGUCUUGCUAAUUUGUAAAGUUAAACCAGACUGUGCUCUGGUCAGAAUUGAAAAGAUAAAUGUAGUUAUUUUCCCUGCUUUAUGCUACUCUUUAUAAAAUGACUUUAUUGAAUGGCUUGAAGCACAUUUGCUAAAAUGACCUUCCAUUGUCUCGCAUCCUGUCCUCUGAAAACCUAUGUAUGUGAUCGUGGAAAAGCAAAGAGCUGUCGUAUUAUUGUUUUUAUUUUGUUAUGUUUUUAAUGAAUGCAAAUGUUAAAAAUGUACAACUUAGAGAUUGCUUUUAUCCCAUAUCCUCCUUUUGUUUGUUUAGUUUUAGAUGCACUAAAAGGAUAGUACAUCUUUCUUCUGUUAUAUAGUAUUCGGGUUUCAGAGGUGGGUUGAUUUAUUUUGCCUGUUUUGGAAAAUAAAGAAAAAAUAUAGCAUCACAGCUUAAGUAAAACAGUUCAUUUUGACAUCUGUGUACAAAUAAUACAUUGUACAGUAGUGCGGUCUGGUUAGUGUUUUUAUGUUUCGUACAUUUCUACAUUUGUGCUGUUUUUCUAUGACUUUUUACCGUACAAACAACACUUAGAAUCAUUUCUAUUAAAUAAAUAGAGUAAUGUUGGUA
Molecule: messenger RNA, 6010 nt
Organism: Cyprinus carpio (common carp)
Lineage: Eukaryota; Metazoa; Chordata; Actinopteri; Cypriniformes; Cyprinidae
Product: collagen alpha-1(II) chain
Exons: 54
Coding region: 172-4644 (1490 amino acids)
Cellular component (GO): collagen type II trimer
Molecular function (GO): protein binding; extracellular matrix structural constituent
Source: RefSeq, a predicted model, not a curated record